Volvox carteri f. nagariensis is the source of this 900-nucleotide messenger RNA. RefSeq lists its product as uncharacterized. Bases 1 to 900 code for a protein of 299 amino acids. The transcript is spliced from 8 exons. The record is from RefSeq and is a predicted model, not a curated record. Lineage: Eukaryota; Viridiplantae; Chlorophyta; Chlorophyceae; Chlamydomonadales; Volvocaceae.
AUGGCUAUUCAUCGCCAUCCUCGUCUGCACGUCCUACACGAUAUAAGCAUGCUUUGCUGUUCGCAUGCGUUGAAGCUGCUGCUCCGGCAAGCCUUCGUGCUGUCCUCUUCGGUGGCUUCCAGUAGGCGCGCGAGUUGUCGCGAUAUCCGGCCCUGCUUCCGCACAACCGUGACGGAUCGCCGCUACAAUGCACUGCAGAUUUGUGUGCGUCGUGGUUGCUGGUGCCGAACAUUUCCAUGCCGAGCAUUUCCUGCAAGGUCUCCAUCGCGCGCGGUCAUGCGGUAUAGGCUCUGCUUGGUCGACAACGAGGGCCCUAGUAACACACGGACGCGACGUACGAGCCCCACUGGAGCCACAUUUCAGCCGCCACAGCAGCACGUCGCCACGACGGAUGUCGUGCCAGCACACCGUCCUGUCGCCUAUGCGGCGGUGCUGGCUGCUGCCGAUCGUGCGACCAUGCAGGCACCACGGCUUCUGCCAUUCACCAUGCACUCGACAGUCCCCUACGCUAACACAUCUGGAACCCCGGAUCUUACUGCUCGUCCGUCCGUUCUAAAUGCAUAUUGCCUGAAGCGCCUCUGGUGUGUAUGGCAGGACCCUCGCCACUGGAUGGCGUUAAAUGCCAGCGUUGCACGGCUCUCUAGCCGUCCGACGACACGCCCGCACGGCUGGGUGCAUCCCUUGCACUUCACCUCGGUGCUGCCACGGCGCAGUGCAACGCGCACCGAAGCAUCGAUGCGCCACGCGCACCGCGGCGUGUUUGCGGGCGCCGGGAUCACCCUCGUCGUGUUUUUUUCGCGCGUCGUAGGGGCGCGCGUUGUGGGGGCUGGAGCGCUGCACGUCCAUGGUCGGGCCGCAGCACGCAAUUAUCAUGAUUCGGAGCUUUGUUCCGAAUGCUAG